AAUCCACUCGCAAUUCUGCUGCGCGAAAUCCACCGAAAAUUCACCGCAAAUGAUGCCUUCCACUACACUCCGGCCGCUGGUGCCAGCGGCGGCUUCGCCGGCGGCGGCGUUGACGGUGCGCGCGGUGCGGAACUACGACUCGAUCCCGAAGCGGAAGCCCUUCAGUUCCAGCCGCAGCAUCCUCGACGAGUUCCUCAGGCAGGAGAAGCCCCUCGUCCAGCGCACCAAGGACCAGAUCACAGAUUAUUGCACGACCAUAGAAGGUGAUGAAUGUUGCAGCUGUUGGGAUGCAUACUUUGAACUGAAUAAACUUGAGCACGAGCUACCCAAAGAUGAAAUCGCAAGGAUGGUGAAGGAUUCAGAGGGAGAUGUGAGAUACCUGAUUGAUAGCAUCCAUCACCGUUCAAAUCUACGGAAGAAGAUGGCUGAGAAAACUCGUGCUACCGUCUCAUCAAGCUCCCUGGGGCAAUCAGCGAAGCCGAGGCCUUUCCCUGUGCCUGAUGGGUUGCCGAAAACGCAGGAAGAGCUUGCUGAAGAAGAGGAAGCCCUGAUGCCUGAGUCUUCUUACACCAGGUUACUCAGAAGGAUGGGGAGAUACCCUGAUUGGUACACCCCACGCCCUGAUCAUGAGACUGACUGAAUCAAGUCAUCCACCAUCAUCCAACUGUCCGUUUUCGAAAUUUUGCGGCGUGAUAAUCUGAACCUCUGUGGCCUCUGAUAUAGAUUAGUGUUGAUGUUGCACCUAUGCAGAUUAAGCUUGUUCUUCCCUGCUUUUGCUAUAUGAACUGUAUGAUGGUGUCUGCUUUGUGCUGUACAGCUCCUACGUCCAGAAUAGCUUUUAUUCCACUCUUUAUCCCCCUUCGAGGUUCUGUGUAAUGAUGCAUCAUUUUAUAUAUACUGGAAUAAAAUCUCUGGGUUUCAUCAGAGUUCGUGGA
Setaria italica (foxtail millet) is the source of this 935-nucleotide messenger RNA. RefSeq names its product CCG-binding protein 1. Gene Ontology annotation, cellular component: cytosol; nucleus. Lineage: Eukaryota; Viridiplantae; Streptophyta; Magnoliopsida; Poales; Poaceae. The transcript is spliced from 3 exons. Gene Ontology annotation, molecular function: mediator complex binding. Gene Ontology annotation, biological process: pollen tube guidance. Bases 50 to 640 code for a protein of 196 amino acids. The record is from RefSeq and is a predicted model, not a curated record.